Protomyces lactucae-debilis is the source of this 1239-nucleotide messenger RNA. RefSeq lists its product as uncharacterized. The transcript has a single exon. The coding region runs from base 1 to 1239 and encodes 412 amino acids. NCBI's taxonomy places the organism in Eukaryota, Fungi, Ascomycota, Taphrinomycetes, Taphrinales, Protomycetaceae. The record is from RefSeq and is a predicted model, not a curated record.
AUGAACGCACUGUCUGAGAUUGCUGUUAACCACGGCCUGGCUCGCGAGGACUCACCCUCCUCUCGUCGCCAGAAGCUCUUUGAUACCGAAGGUGGGACUGCUAAAGGCCCGGGAGGAGCUCCCCAAAACAUGGAUUCACGCCUGCAAAGCAAGGCCAUCCCUACCUUUCCAUUCUACCAACUGGCAUCGCCAUCUGCCUUCUCUAUCUCUUCCAUCGCCUCUGUUCAACCUGUUCAAGAGGAUUUCCUGCCUUUCACCUCCACUACCACUACCACUUCUACUUCCGCUUUUACUCACUUUCCCGUGACGCCAUACAACUCCAAUUUUCUUGGUGACAGCAUGCUCUCGUUUUAUUCCUUGGCAAGUGGCAACGAAUCUGCUCCAUUUCAGUCUGCCAUCACGCUGGUCGAAGAGCCAACUCGUCGUCGUUCGUGGGCUGAGAGCUUCCUUUCCUUGUUCCAUAUGAACGAGAAGCUGCCUGUCGAGCCUGAGGCGAUCGUAAAUCCUUACAACGGUUUCUGGCGCUCAACGUCCACCAUAGCCAUUGUCAAUGCCUCAGAGGAAGCUGAAGAUGAGGACGAUGAUGACGACGACCUAUCUGUCUACAAUGACGACUUCCUACUCUAUAGCGAUGUGGAUGACUACACCACGAUGACUAGCAUCUCGGCACUUCCUGCCCCUGCCCUUGCUCUACGCACUCGGCCUUGGGUUGACAGCUACCUGUCGCUUCUCCAGCCAUGCGAGCUCAGCGCAAACUCAGAAUAUAGUACUACCCAUACCGCAAUCGCCCAACAGCCCAGUGGCCCUGAAUUCCGCUACCCCGUGCCAGUCUGGCUUGGGCAAUACAUUGCAGUAGCCCGCAUAGCCAAGCCAGAUGUUGCGAUUGACGAAUUGAUUGAGCUGUACGAGGCAUCCAAGUUCAUGCUCGAUGCGAACGGAGAUCCACUCAAGAUGCUUCCAGCAGAAGCGUUGCCCGAGCCCAGUUCCAAGAAGCGUGCCUGGAAGAGGGCAUUGAAGAAGGCGGCCAGCAAGGUCUGCGCCAAAUUCAAACAAACAACGAUGGAGGCAAAUAGAUGCGCAGCAGACAGAGUGUCGGUCACGAAUGGCCCGCUCGAGCAGGAGCAGGAACAGGAAGAAGAGGCAGAGCAGAAAGCUGCCAAGCUGAGAAGACGAACAAAUUUAGCUCGCAAAGUUGUAUCGCUCUUUAAGAGCAGAACCAUCCGAUCGACAAAGGCUUGA